Anopheles maculipalpis is the source of this 1992-nucleotide messenger RNA. Its product is annotated as zinc finger protein ZFP2-like. Gene Ontology annotation, cellular component: nucleus. Lineage: Eukaryota; Metazoa; Arthropoda; Insecta; Diptera; Culicidae. The record is from RefSeq and is a predicted model, not a curated record. The transcript has 2 exons. Bases 31 to 1992 code for a protein of 653 amino acids. Gene Ontology annotation, molecular function: zinc ion binding; DNA-binding transcription activator activity, RNA polymerase II-specific; RNA polymerase II cis-regulatory region sequence-specific DNA binding. Gene Ontology annotation, biological process: regulation of transcription by RNA polymerase II.
ACAAAGUAACAUUCUGGUUGGCGAAAAAAAAUGUCCACACUGGACACAACUCUAGCACCAAAUACGCUGCUUUUCGACUCGAAGGUGUGCCGUUUGUGUGGCGAAAGCAACGAAAAUGGACGACCAUUGUUUCGGGAAAGUGAUGCCAGUGGUGAAUGUGAGGUUAGCCGGCUGAUUAAUCAGUACCUGCCGGUGAAGGUGCACAACGAUGGUGUUUUACCGCGCUGGAUAUGUCCCGGGUGUCACAUCCAGCUCGAAUCGACGGCACAAUUCUUCGAGAUGAUCAUGAAGGGUCAGCGGCAGAUCGAGCUGCUGCGGGAGAAGCAGCAGCAGCAAACGGUGGACGAGAAGAGUGGCAGUGCACGUGUGGAAGAUAUUGGCCAGCAGCUGUACGAUAUUAUGGAUCCGGAGUGGAAUGAGCUGUUUGCGAAACCGGGCAUGAUAAGUGCCGAUAAGGAGAGUUUGCUCGUACCGUUGGAACUGUUCGAACUGGAAGAUUUGCUGAAACCGAUCGAAUCUGCAACGAACCUAGGAGCACCAGAAGCAGCACCAAUGACAGAAAGCUCCACAGGGAAGGUGGAAAACGAAACUGUACCUGUGACAAAGCCAGCCGAACCAAUAGAAGCAGUGGAAAAAGUGGAAGAAAAAGAUUGGAUUGUAAAAUCGGAAGUGACGGCCACAACUCGUGGCCGGGUGAUUGGUUUCGUCCAUCACAACCACAGCAAAACGGACAUCGGCAAUCUGGUGCUGGUGGAAGAUGCCAAAGGGAAGAAGAAAAUAAGUGCCCAGUUCGUGUGUGACAUUUGUAGCGAAAGUUUUGCCCGGGAACCAAGGUACCUGAAGCACCGGAAAACACACAGUAUUCUGUUCGAAUGUUCCGUGUGUUUGCUGAAAUUUGGCUCGAAUGGAAAGCUGCUGGUGCAUCAGCAACAAACGCUCCACAAUGGGAAAGGUAUGGUGGAAGGCUUACAGCUACCGGGCGACAGUGGUUCGAAGCGUAAGGGAGAAAGGGAACAUUCCGGGACGGGGAAGAAUGGUAGCGAUGACCAAGGGGAACCACCGAAAGCAGACAAUGUGUACGCGUGCGAUAGUUGUGAUAAUACCUUUGCUGGGUUAAACACCGUGCUGGCGCACGAGGAAGCGGUUCACGCACACGAUAACCAUUCGUUCGUUUGUAUCGAGUGUGGGAAAGCGUUCCGGGAGAAGAAUCUGCUUCAUCGGCACCGUCAAACGCACGUCCAGGAUCGUACGCACCGGUGUACGGUGUGUGAGGCGGCCUUUAAAACACGUUCCACCCUGACGAAGCAUGCCCGUUCGCACGAGGACACAAAACGCUACCGGUGCACGCUGUGCGAGCAACAGUUCGCUUACAAAUCCGGCUUCGAUAAGCACCUGGAUUGGCAUAAUGGAGUGAAACGGUUCGAGUGCGAACACUGCUCGAAACGUUUUUCGCAGCGCGGAAAUUUGAAAGAGCACCAGCGUGUCCAUUCCGGAGAUAAGCCGUUCCAGUGUGGUGUGUGUGAGGCACGGUUUGGAACCAGCUCCCAGCACAAGGCGCACGUAAAGCGGCACGAAAAUGUGCGCCCGUACGAGUGUGAUAUGUGCGAGAAGUCGUUCAUUUUGCGUGAACAUUACAACACCCAUCUGCGGCGGCAUCGGAACGAGAAACCGUUUGCUUGCGGGGAUUGUCCCCGUUCGUUCGUGGAGCGUUGGGCACUGACGAAACACUUGCGGACCCACACGCAGGAAAAACCGUACAGCUGUAAGCAUUGUGGGAAAUCGUUUUCCGACCCAUCGAAUCUUUCGCGCCAUGUUAGCUCGGUACACGAGAAGAAGCAGAAAGAUCAAAAGGAGGUGUUGGCAAGUGUGGCAAGUGAUGGAACGCUUUUCGACGUACCCGGUGGGGAAGGGUCGAACGGGAUCGGUGAUGAAACACUCGCUGGGGAAGGAAUGUUGACACUCGAUGGAGCGAUCUACAUGGAGCAAAACUAG